Messenger RNA from Monopterus albus (swamp eel), 3392 nucleotides. RefSeq names its product rho GTPase-activating protein 12. Gene Ontology annotation, molecular function: protein binding. The transcript is spliced from 19 exons. Gene Ontology annotation, cellular component: cytoplasm. Bases 428 to 3070 code for a protein of 880 amino acids. The record is from RefSeq and is a predicted model, not a curated record. Gene Ontology annotation, biological process: signal transduction; regulation of GTPase activity. Lineage: Eukaryota; Metazoa; Chordata; Actinopteri; Synbranchiformes; Synbranchidae.
AUGGUAACGUCAAAAUUUACUCGAGGUUGUCUAGCGACCGGAAAGCGGGUUCGAGUUUCUUUUGUGUGUGAGUGAGGUGGGGGUAGAGUGAUGUAUCGUAACAAUAGACGAUCUUUGUCUUAAGGUGGUUGAAGUUGUGAGUUCAUGGGAUCGAGCGCUGCUGUGGAUUAGCACACCGGCGAGGGAAGGACAGGACAAACGGGAACGCCGCUAAUCUGACAAGCCUGAUAAGUACACAGCUAGUUUCACACGGUGGUCCGUCGACUGGAACAUUUACAGGAAUUUAACCUCACCUAGCACUGGAGCGUGUUUUGUUUUCUCCAAGGACAGCCUCACUCCAACAGAGAAGCUCUGCCCAUGAAGCCAUGCUGAUAAACAUUUUCCUGUUGCGGUGAACUGCCUGGUGGACAGGACAGUCAACAGUGUCAUGGCAGAACUGCCUAUUGCCCCAGGACAGGUCUACAUUGAGGUGGAGUACGAUUAUGAGUACAAGUCCAAGGACCGCCUCAUCACCAUCCGGCAGGGGGAAUGCUAUAUGCUGGUCAAGAAAACCAAUGGCGACUGGUGGCAGGUGAAGAAGGAGGAGGGAAGUAAGGCUUUUUAUGUACCUGCUCAGUAUGUCCGAGAAGUCCGCAAAGCCCUCAUGCCACCUCCUAAACCCAUCCCACAUCAUCCUGCUGCCAGCAGCAAUACACAGCCACAGAGUGGAGGUGCAGUCUGGGUAAGGCCACCCAAUCUGGACCUGGGACUCCACAACCGCUCCCCUGAGAGCCUUCACAGACAUGAGUCGAAAUUUCCGCACUCCCCUACUGCACAAACUGCCUCUUCAGGGCACCUUAGUCCCCCCAGCCAGCAUAAGGAUAAUAACAACCAUCACGCCCCCAGCACCCCCACAGACCAUGACCGAGCUCUGGCUGACAUUCUUGUUCAUGGCCACCAGCCUAGCCACAAGGGAGGGUCCAGCUCUCUGCCCCGUUCCCGACCUCGAUCCCCAGAGGCGGUCAGGGGCCCUCUAGAUGUGGACAGCACCCAACACUGUGACUCUGCAGGUGAGGAGAGACACACCAAUGACUCGGAGUCUGGAGAUGAACUGAGCAGCUCUUCCACCGAACAUCUUCAGACGGUGUCUUUGUCAGGCCAGGGCUGCUCCGAGUCGCCUGUCUACACCAACCUCCAGGAACUGAAGAUCACCCAGACCAACCUGCCCCCUCUUCCCUCUGGCACCCCUGUCCAUGUGCUGGGUGACUGGGAGACCUACAAGGACCAGAGUGGCAGGCACUUCUACUACAACCGCUCCACCCAGGAGAGGACCUGGAAGCCACCUCGAGCCAGAGACACCAGCACUGGGAACUUGAGAGGAGAGCGGCACAGCACUGGAGAGAGCUCUGAGACCACUCCUCUCUCGCUCUCGCCGUCUUUCCUUCCCUACCUCUCGCUCUCCAUUGGUCGACUCCAGCCUCUGUCAUCCGAGGACACCUGCUUCAGUACCUACUCUAGCCAGUCAGACAGUCAGUAUGGUUCGCCGGCACGUGGGUGGUCUGAGGAGAUGGAUGAGUAUGGCCACACACUGUACGUCAGCGACUAUACUAAUGAGAAGUGGUUAAAACAUGUUGACGACCAGGGCAGGCCUUAUUACUACAGCGCAGACGGCUCCAGGUCAGAGUGGGAGCUCCCUAAGUACAACGUCUCCCCUCCCCAGCUAUCCAGAGACGCACAGAAAACUCAGAGUUUGGACAGAAGGCAUGUGGAGCCGAUCGUCUUGACCAAGUGGAGACACAGUGCCUGCGACCAAGAGUCCAAUGACAAGGAUGCUCCUCGGGGCCACAAGCCCUCCUCUCCUGACUCUGACUCCUGCUCUUCGUCUCCCAAGCCCCCCACCUCUCCCUCUGAAAAAUGUGGAGUUCUGAAUGUGACAAAGAUCACGGAGAAUGGCAAGAAAGUGCGAAAGAACUGGACUUCUUCCUGGACAGUCCUACAAGGAUCCUCACUGUUGUUUGCCAAAGGACAAGGAGCUGGGCCCAGCUGGUUUGGAGGCGGUCAGUCCAAACCCGAGUUCACUGUAGAUCUGAGGGGUGGCUCGGUGGAAUGGGCAUCUAAAGACAAGUCCAGCAAGAAGCAUGUCAUAGAGGUGAAGACUCGGCAGGGCACAGAGCUGCUGAUCCAGUCGGAGAACGACAGCGUCGUCACAGAAUGGUUCCGAACACUGCAGGACACCAUCAGCACCCACGCCUGGGAGUCUGAUGAGGCCAUAGAGGAGGACAUGCCCGAGUCACCAGGUGUGGAGAAACAUGACAAGGAGAAAGAACAAAGAGACUCCAAGAAAGGCAGAGCUAUAAAAACCUCCACCAGCUUGGAUGUCUCCGACAACAAGAAGACCAAACACAAGCUGAAGAAGUUUCUCAUUCGCCGUCCAACCCUGCAGGCUGUCAGAGACAAGGGAUACAUCAAAGAUCAGGUGUUUGGCUGCAGUUUGUCCAGUUUGUGUCAGAAGGAAAACAGCACAGUGCCAGACUUUGUCAAGAUGUGCAUCGACCAUGUAGAGAACAGCGGUCUGCAUGUAGACGGGCUCUACAGAGUUAGUGGGAACCUGGCUGUCAUACAAAAACUACGCUUUGCUGUCGAUCAUGAUGAGAAGGUGAACCUGGCAGAUGUGAAGUGGGAGGACAUCCAUGUGACCACUGGAGCUUUAAAGAUGUACUUCAGAGAGCUGCCGGAGCCUCUCUUUACCUACGCUCGCUUCCAUGACUUUAUCAACGCUAUCAAGAUUGCCCACUUCGAGCAGCGCGUCAAGUCUAUCAGAGAGCUGGUGAGGCAGCUGCCCAAGCCCAACCAUGACACCAUGCAGGCCCUCUUCAAACACCUCAGGACGGUGAUUGACCACGGUGAGGAAAACCGUAUGACCACCCAGAGCGUGGCUAUAGUGUUCGGCCCCACGCUGCUACGGCCUGAGAUGGAGACCUGGAACAUGGCGGUCCAUAUGGUCUACCAGAACCAGAUAGUGGAGCUAAUACUCCUCAACUAUGAGAGCAUUUUCUGCAGCUACAUUUGUGCCACUUUGCUGCAAAGAUGAUAUUCUCCUGUCCUAACACUGGAUUCCUCAAACUAAUGAUACGACUACUGUACAGAGACUGAGACCAAAGGAGCUGCAGAAGAGUGAGCCUCAGUAGCCUCUAUAAUAGAGGAGAUGUCAGUAUUGGAGGUUUAUGAUACUGAAUGCAGCCUGUAUAUACCGCAGUGUAAAUCUCAUCAUUUGUAUAGACUCCUGUACGUCUUCCUGUAUGAACCACACUGGGGAACCAACAGAGGAAAUCAAACUGCCCUCUAGCCUUGGCUUGGCUUUAAAGGUUUAGAAGCUAAGAAGAAACAAGUUGAAGCUAGAACAAGAAGAAGGG